AUGGCAAAGUUGAUUGAAGCCCGCAACAUCGCCUGUAGGAAGGACAAAGAGCACACCAUCUUCUCUCAAUUGAACUUCGAUGUUAACGAGAGAGAUAUCAUUGUUCUACAAGGCAAGAGUGGUGCAGGGAAAACUACACUUUUAAAGUGUAUCGCCCAUCUGAACGUUUACGACGGAGAGAUCUUAUACAGAGGACGCCAUGAACACUCCCACGGGGAACUCAUGAAGACGUCCCGUAUUCCAGGCGUGCCUGCAUUUAGAACGCGGAUAUUCUACGUGCCCCAGAGACCCGCUUUGCUGCCAGGCACGCCGCGCGAUUUUAUGGCAACGGUCACAUCCUUUCAGUCUCGUAAAUCGACCUCGGAAUCUGAUCUCGCCCUCGCUAUGGACAUCUCCAAGGGGUGGGGCAUCGAUGAUGAGCUAUGGGAGAGGAACUGGACUAGCUUGAGUGGUGGCGAGGCGCAAAGGAUAGCGUUGGCCUCUGCAAUGGGGUUGAACACUGCUGAAAUCCUUCUACUUGACGAGCCAACUUCUGCUCUCGAUCAUCAGUCGACUAAGCUUGUGGAAGAGUUCAUCCUGAAUGACCUCAGGUCCCCGCAAAACGGGUUGAAGGCGAUAGUCUGGAUCACUCAUUCCGAGGAGCAAGCAAGAAGAGUGGGAACUAGAUUCCUUCGGAUCUCAGCAUCUGGUUGUGAGGAAGAGCCACUUAUUCCUGAACCAUAG
Molecule: messenger RNA, 723 nt
Organism: Suillus subalutaceus
Lineage: Eukaryota; Fungi; Basidiomycota; Agaricomycetes; Boletales; Suillaceae
Product: P-loop containing nucleoside triphosphate hydrolase protein
Exons: 4
Coding region: 1-723 (240 amino acids)
Molecular function (GO): ATP binding; ATP hydrolysis activity
Source: RefSeq, a predicted model, not a curated record